AUGGUUCUUCCACUCCCCCUGCUCUUCCUUUUCCUCCUCGUCUCUGCCUGCGUCGCUCAACCCCCUCCGAAAUUCCGGUGCAGCUCCAAGUCCAACUGUCAGGCCUUGGCCGGGUACGUCCCCCCAAGGGAGAUGACCUACGAGGCCGUCAGGGGGCUCUUUGAUGUGGCUUCCUUCUACGACCUUUAUGGAGCCAACGGCCUCAACGAAACCACCCCGACCUCGAACAAGAUUCCCUCCAACACCACCGUCCGGAUCCCCUUCACCUGCACCUGCGGUAACGGGACCGGCGUCUCCGAAAGGCGGCCGUUCUACGCUGUGAAGAAUGGUGACUCCCUGCUGGCGAUCGCCGGGGAGAUAUUUGGCGGUUUGGUGACCUUCCAGCAGAUCGCCGCCGCGAACGGCGUAGCGAACGCCUCCCUGAUCAACGCAGGGCAGCGGCUCUUCAUCCCCCUCCCUUGCAGCUGUGAUGAUAUCGACAUUCACACGAUUCACCUCGCCCACGUAGUGAAGCAGGGGAGUACCCAGGCGGAAGUCUCCAGGGAGUUUGGGUUGUCGGAGGCGUCGCUUAUCAGCCGCAACAGCAUAUCCGACCCCAAGAGCCUCCUCCCGGGCCAAGUCCUCGACGUUCCCCUAACCAGUAAUUGUCAUCUCUCUGGCUUCUUCUUCCUCUGAAAAUUCCCUUCCCGACUGACCAUGAGGAUUGCGGCGGGCAGCUUGCUCCUCGUCCUCAAUUCACCGGGAUUCCCCCGACUAUGGCCUGCUUGUCCCCAACGGUAGCUACGCCUUGACUGCCGGCAACUGCAUCAGGUGCACGUGCAACGAACAGUCGGCGGAGUGAGAACCUCUCACUCUCUUCUCCUUCCCCCGAAUCAGCCUCCCGCAUUUCGGGCGUAUGACCACUCCACCGCGAUAUUCUCGUCUGGUGCUUCUUGAGGCUGUGGUGCGUCACGGCUCCAGAUUCGCUUCUCAACACAACUUUGCGUUGUAACCAGCAGCUCUGCAACUCAAAUGAGUCUCCCGACCAUCAGCAAGAGAUUCAAAUCCCUUACAUCUCCGCAUGUAUGGUCACCUGGUGCUUCUACGCCGGCUUCGACAGCGGAAAAAUCUUGACCACCACCACUUCCAGUUCUACAUGCGGUGAGCUGCACGACUCCGGGCCUCUUAUGGCUGUUGAUCUAGUGUCUCUUUGA
Messenger RNA from Spirodela intermedia, 1193 nucleotides. The record is from the annotation of a GenBank genome assembly. Lineage: Eukaryota; Viridiplantae; Streptophyta; Magnoliopsida; Alismatales; Araceae.